Messenger RNA from Panicum virgatum (switchgrass), 3078 nucleotides. Its product is annotated as pentatricopeptide repeat-containing protein At5g39350-like. NCBI's taxonomy places the organism in Eukaryota, Viridiplantae, Streptophyta, Magnoliopsida, Poales, Poaceae. The transcript is spliced from 2 exons. Bases 35 to 2920 code for a protein of 961 amino acids. Gene Ontology annotation, molecular function: protein binding; RNA binding. Gene Ontology annotation, biological process: RNA modification. The record is from RefSeq and is a predicted model, not a curated record.
AUAGACCACGCCCUUCUCUGCGCUCCUCCAUGGCAUGGCCACCCACUGCGUCAAUCUCUCCAAAUUCUUCAAGAUCACAUGGGUCCAGUACCAAUGGAAGAAAAACCGCAUCAAAUCCUUCGCCUCCUCAGCUCCGACGAGUGAGGCUGGGCACCUUGAGGCUGAAGCCUUCACCGUGCUCGUGCACAACACCUGUUCGCUGAAAUGCCUCAGAGCGCUCCACGCGCGGCUCGCCGUCACGGGAUCGAUCCGGGACAACUAUGUCUUCACGGUCCUCGUCGAGAGGUAUCUUUCUUUAGGGAAGCCCGCUCCCGCGGCGUCCCUUUUCGCCGAAGGCUACCACAGCCGCCCCACUGUGUAUUCACUGAAUCUCGCCGUCCGUUGCUUCUCGGACCAUGGGUUCCACCGAGAACUUCUUGAUCUUUACAGGGAGCUGUGUGGCUUUGGGUCCGACAACUUCACUUUCCCGCCGGUCAUCAAGGCUUGCACGGCUGUGUCUUGCCUUCGACUGGGGAGGGAGGUGCAUUGCAGGGUUCUGCGGACAGGGCAUGGGGGCAAUGUUGGUGUGCAGACUGCGCUCCUUGAUUUGUACGCAAAGGCUGGCCAGAUUAAUGUGUCAAGGAGAGUCUUUGAUGCCAUGGUGGAGAGGGACUUAAUUUCUUGGAACGCUAUGGUCUCAGGGUACUCGCUCAAUGGGUGCUUCCAAGAAGCUGUAGAGAUGUUGCAGGAGAUGCAGCAGGGUGGCAUGAGGUUGAAUGCAAGCACACUUGUUGGUAUCAUUGGUAUGUGCGGUGGUGUCGAAGCAAAGGAUGUUGGUAGUUCGCUCCACGCAUUGGCAAUGAAAUAUGGGGUGAUAGCUGAUGAGCCCCUUACAUCUGCGUUCAUCUCAAUGUAUUCUGCAUUUGACAAUCUUUCCUCAUCUCGAUUGGUUUUCAAUAUGCAACCUAUGAAAGAUUUGGUAUCUUUCAAUUCCAUGAUAUCAGCGUACAUGCAGCACUGCAACUGGAAGGAAGCUUUUGAGGUCUUCAGAUUGAUGCAUUGUGCAGGCCUAGGACCUAAUCUAGUCACUGUGGUUUCUGUCCUUCCAUCUUGCAAUGAAUUCUUUGGUAUAAACCAAGGCGAGUCUGUGCAUGGUAUGAUUAUCAAGUUUGGCCUUUCAGAGCAGGUUUCUGUUGUCAGUGCUCUUGUUUCCAUGUAUUCGAAGCUUGGGAAAUUAGAUUCAGCUAUGCUCCUUUUCUGUUGUUUCACCGAGAAGAACAAUCUUGUGUGGAACUCUAUGAUUUCUGGAUACCUUGUGAACAAUGAAUGGAGCAGGGCUCUUGAUGCGUUCUGCAAGAUGCAGAUCGAGGGUGUGGCUCCAGAUGCAACAGGUAUCAUUAAUGCGAUCUCUGGAUGUAGACACACAAAAGAUUUGCCCAUGGCGAAGUCGAUACAUGCAUAUGCUGUUAGAAAUAAAUUUGAAUCAAACCAGAGCGUAAUGAAUGCACUCCUAGCUAUGUAUGCCGACUGCGGAGAUAUAUCAGCUUCCUAUACAUUAUUCCAGAAAAUGGAAAUACGGAUGUUAGUAUCUUGGAACACUAUGAUAUCUGGUUUUGCUGAAAUAGGGGAUUCAGAAGCUUCUCUAAUGUUAUUCUUCCAGAUGUGCCACGAAGAAGUGCAGUUUGAUUUAGUAACUCUGAUUGGUGUUAUUAGCGCCCUUUCAGUGUCCGAGGAUGCUACAAUUGGAGAAUCAGUUCAUUCUCUAGCAAUCAAAAGUGGAUGUAAUUCUGAUGUUUCUCUUACAAAUGCCCUCAUUACCAUGUACACCAAUUGUGGUAUUGUUGAAUCAGGUCAGAAACUUUUUGACAGUUGUUCUGCGAAUACAAUCACUUACAAUGCUCUGAUGAGUGGAUAUCGCAAAAACAACUUAUCUGAAAGGAUAUUGCCUUUGUUUUACCAAAUGGUCAAGAAUGAUGUGAAACCAAAUCUUGUAACAUUACUGAAUUUAUUGCCUGUUUGUCAGAGCCAGUUGCAAGGGAAGUCUAUACACAACUAUGCAGUACGAAAUUUCACUAGGCUGGAAACAGCCCUCUUCACAUCAGCUAUGGGUAUGUAUAGUAGGUUCAACAAUAUAGAAUACUGCAGCAAAAUUUUCAGUUUAGUUGGUGAAAGAAACAUUAUAUUAUGGAAUGCCUUCUUAUCUGCAUGUGUCCAAUGCAAGCAGGCUGAUAUGCUAGUUCAUUUGUUCAAGCAUAUGCUCUUUCUUAAUGUCAAACCUGAUGCAGUAACCAUGCUUUCACUCAUGUCAGCUUGUUCACAGCUUGGAGAUGCAGAUUUUGCUGCAUGUGUUACGGCUGUCAUCCUUCGGAGGGGUUUUGGUGCAAAGGUUUUGGUUCUUAAUGCUCUUAUUGACAUGCAUUCAAGAUGCGGAAGCAUAUCCUUUGCGAGGGAGCUCUUUGAUAGCUCAGUGGAGAAAGAUUCAGUCACUUGGGGUGCAAUGAUCAACGCAUACAGUAUGCAUGGGAAUGCCUGCAGUCAUAGUGGCUUCGUAGAGCAAGGGAGAAAAUUGUUCAAAUCACUACAGGCAAUCUAUGGCAUUACACCACGAAUGGAGCAUUAUGCAUGCAUGGUGGAUCUAUUGGGCCGAACUGGCCACUUGGAUGAAGCAUAUGAUAUUGUUAGGACAAUGCCGUUCAGGCCAUCAGAUAAUUUGCUUGAAUCGUUGCUUGGAGCAUGCAGAUUCCAUGGUAAUUCUAAAAUUGGCGAGUCUGUAGGGAAAUUGCUCAUUGAAUCUGAGCAUGGAAAGUCAAGAUCUUAUGUCAUGCUCUCGAAUAUCUAUGCUUCAGCUGGCAAAUGGAGUGACUGUGAGCAGCUCAGAUCAGACAUGGAAGCAAAAGGAUUGCGGAAAGAUGUGGGGGUUAGCUUAAUUGGGAUGGCAUAGUAGCCCUGAUGAAACAAAGGUUUAGAGUUUGACAUGUUUGUUGUCACACAUUACAGUUUUGGGUGAUGUCUUGAAACUAUGCGCAUAUCUGGCUUACAGGUAGUCGCCAGAACACUUAUUUUUGUUUGUGCACAAGAAAACAUUCCAUCAUUCUUCCA